Messenger RNA from Rhagoletis pomonella (apple maggot), 1087 nucleotides. RefSeq lists its product as uncharacterized. The transcript has 3 exons. NCBI's taxonomy places the organism in Eukaryota, Metazoa, Arthropoda, Insecta, Diptera, Tephritidae. The record is from RefSeq and is a predicted model, not a curated record. Bases 38 to 901 code for a protein of 287 amino acids.
GCUGCUUAUUUAAUAAUUUUCAUUUGUGUAUAGAAUAAUGGAAAACAAACAAAGAAGGCUUCCAAAUUUCACUAGCACUGAGGAAAAUAUGUUAAUUACGUUGGCGGAGCGGCACGCAAAUCUUAUUGAAAAUAAAAAAACGGAUGCAGUGACCUGGGAGAAAAAGCGGAAGGCCUGGGAAACUAUCGACGUCGAAUUUGAGGCUCAAGUUGGAAUCAGGAGAGGUGCAAAAAAUUUACGCGAAAAAUAUGAGAACUUAAAGAGGAGGGCCAGAAAAUGCUUGGCGGAAGAAAAAAUGGAACUUUAUAAAACAGGAGGUGGAGUAUAUAAGCAGCGGCGGGACAUCAACACAGAAAGGUUGGCUGCUUUAAUGGGUCAAUCUGCUACAGGAUUGGACAAUGAUUUUGACAGCGAUGCCUUUCAAGAAAUCGAAUAUGUGGACGAUAUUAAUGGGGAUCUGCGCUCCGCUACCGAAACAAUCAAGGAAAGCCCGAUCAAAGACCAAAACAUUGAUAUACGCCUCAACCCCUCGCUUGGAAAAGCACGGUUUCUACAACAACAAUCUUUGGACGACUCUAUGCCAAGUCAAACAGCGAAUGAUGUGGAGAUUAUUGAGGGCGCAGAGAUUGAAAAUACACUUGAUUGGAGCUCAUGGAAUCCAACUAGUUUGCGGACGAAAAAAGCUAAUAAGCUGGAGGUCAAAUCAGAGCAGAAAAAAAAUAAGACCAUUCUCGAUUCCUAUCAUUUGUUUUGGGAGGAAGAAAACAAAAGGGCGGUAGACAAGCAUGCAAUGGCGAAAGAAAAGCAUACACUCGAAGUAAAAGAAGCUCAGAUGAAAUUAGAACUUUUGCAAAUAGAAAUUGAUUAUAAGAAACAUAGAAGUUCUAGUCAACUGCUUUAAUCUAUAUCUAUUUCUAAAAGUUAUAAUUUCAUAUUAGAUGUGGUGUUCUGCCGCUGCUUAUAUUGAGAGCAGAAGUUUUAUACUGCUUUUUCUUUCAAAGUUGCAAUUUACAAAAACCCUUUCUAGAAAUUUUAAUUACAAUGUUUAUAAUUGGUAUGAAAAGUUUAUAAAAUUGUUUGGGGCAUA